AUGGCACCCAUCAUGGAGGGCACACACACCGUGUUGCUCCUGUAUGCACCCAUCCGUGAGCUGAGCAACAUCAGCCUGUAUUUCCCCAAGAGGCGGGCCCCGAGCUUCAAAUACAAGAGCCGCACCCCUCAUUCAGGAAGGGCCGGUAAUGACCAUGACCGGGGAAAGGAGGAUCUCGCGGCGUCCGAACAAAGGGGCCAGUCUUCGUGCUCCUCGGGCAAACUCCUCAUCUCCCAGCAGGCAACAAAGGAGGCAGUUGCAGAGCUCUGCUGGCUGGCGGCGGAGCACCACCAGUUCCUGGCUGAUCUCUUAUCGCUGUGCAGGGAUUGUGCCGUCAAAGUCAGGAUGGGUAACCAGGAUGGGAAACUCCAGGAUUACAUGGAGGGUCAGGAGGUUCACCUCGGGGGUCAGGUUCUCAGCAGCAGCAACAACAUUUCUCUCACAGUGUCUCCAGAGCAGAAGACGGCUAAGAGCAAGAAGCUGAAGAAGCUGGAGGGCAAGAAGUUUGACAGUGCUGAGGAGUUCCUGCACAGCAAGAUGAAGGAGAAGGUUACAUCUGUUCAGCAUCCUGGUUCCACAUCUUCAGCCUCAGUAACGCAGCAGAUCCCAGGUGCUCCAGCCUCAGGCCAUCUUACUGACAGCCCAGCCACUGGCUCUUUUGUCAGCGCAGUCAGUAACCCCAUCCUGCCCAUGGAGGAACCCUUCCAGAUCUCUCGUGAGGGUUGGGACUUCAUGGAGGACAACCGGACGUAUGACCCUGACAUGGAUUUCUGCAGUGACUUCUCAGAGUAUGACGGUGAGCUGGGUUAUGACUCGUCAUACUGCAACCUGAUGGAGGGUCUGACCAGACGGGAAAGCGGGAGCAACCUUCGACCACUGAAGAGGUCGGAUUCCUUGGGUGAGACAUUAUUUGACAAUUCGUCAACGGUCAAGUAUGGUGAACUCAACCAGAGUCACAAAGGGGUGAGGGUGGUGGCCAAAGUGCAGGAUGUGGAAGGGAGGGUGCAACAUGUCAGCCAUACAAGCCCAGGGUUGCAUCCAGGGACUAGCAGCUGCCAGCAGCAAUACAGAGAGUGGAGAGGACCAAACAGAGACCACCUGCUGGGAGUCAAUAAAGAAAAGACAGGUAACAGGCUUUCUGAGGGACUACGCUUGCCCCUAUCCCAUACCACCCAACCUAACCCCCCAGGCAAAUCCCACACAAAGAGCCCCUCUUCCCCAUCUCUUGCCGGGGUCUUCAACACAUCCUUCCCUGCCUCCAACAGUCUCCAGAGCAUGUCCCCGGUCCUGUCCCCUCUGUCCUCCAAGCAGGCAAGCCCGCAGCUCAACCACCGCAUUGUUCUGCUCUCAGAUAAGGACGUAGACCACGAACGAGACAGCUCCAGCAACACGGACGAGCCCAAACUCUUCACCGAGGUCAUUGACAAGAACGGCAACAAGCGCACCGUCACCCGUCUGGAUCUGAACCUCAGCAGGCGGCCCAGCAACUGCAAGUGGAACUCCUCCAGCAACUCCACAACAACAGAGGAUUCCCUCUUGCGUCAGGAUGACAUUUGGAUGCUGGAUGGCGAUGACCCUCAGGAGCCUCUUUCUCGUGUCCCACGCCCAGAUCACCUGGACUUCCUACGCAUCACACCACCUGAGGAUGACAUCAUGGGGGACACACCCUAUUGUCCCAAGCUGGAAUGCACGGUGAGGGCCCUCAAGCAGGACAAACACUAA
Messenger RNA from Epinephelus moara (kelp grouper), 1722 nucleotides. RefSeq lists its product as uncharacterized. Bases 1 to 1722 code for a protein of 573 amino acids. The transcript is spliced from 2 exons. The record is from RefSeq and is a predicted model, not a curated record. NCBI's taxonomy places the organism in Eukaryota, Metazoa, Chordata, Actinopteri, Perciformes, Serranidae.